This is a messenger RNA of Mangifera indica (mango), 1895 nucleotides long. Its product is annotated as GDSL esterase/lipase At3g26430-like. Lineage: Eukaryota; Viridiplantae; Streptophyta; Magnoliopsida; Sapindales; Anacardiaceae. Bases 661 to 1689 code for a protein of 342 amino acids. The transcript has 7 exons. Gene Ontology annotation, molecular function: hydrolase activity, acting on ester bonds. The record is from RefSeq and is a predicted model, not a curated record.
UUAUAAAGACUGAAUCCAUUCACUUAUUGAAAGCUAUUGGAUUCACCACUUUAAUUUCGAUCUUGUGGCAGUUUUUGAGUGUUAUACAUCCUAGUGUGCAUGGGGAUGAUUUUGGUUCUCUCUCGCAGACUUUAUAUAUCAUAUUCUCAUUAUUAUUACAGUGCAUAUAGAUAUAGCUUGGGACUUGUUUCUAUGUAUGCUGCCAAUUAGACAAUACAAGUUCUUUUAUUUUUUUGAUUAAACUAAACCUAUAUGUUAAACCCAUUAGCAACAACCAAUUUUUUUUUUUUUCUCUCAUGUACAAGUGUUUAAAUUGGAGUAGAUUAGCUGAAUAUCAGGUCAAACUGAAUUUGGUGCAUGUGGUGUGGCCUCUUCUGAUUUUUGAGUUAAUUUUUACUAUUAGCUUUGUUAAUAAUUCAUGUAAAGGUGGCAGCCAACACACUCACGCUCCAUUUUUGAGAAGGAAUAUUCAUAUAUACUUACGGCUCUGUUUUGCAGCCAAAGAGCAUUGUCCAAAGGUUGUAAUCGAUUUUCUGAGGAUUAUAAUCUAUGGAGCUUGGUGAUUGGAUUGGACCCUUUUCAAUAAAUAUUAACAUACAGUACUUCUUCCUUCAAAGGAGCUAGAAAGCAGGAGGAUUCUUUUUCACAAUCUAAACAGCUAUGUUUAGCUUUCCAGCAAUUUACAACUUUGGGGAUGCCAAUUCUGACACUGGCGCGGACUCUGCUACAUUUGGUCGACUUCCUUACCCUAAUGGUGAAACCUAUUUUGGUAAACCUUCUGGCCGGAUGUGUGAUGGACGUCUCAUCGUUGAUUUCAUAGCUGAGAAAGUGGGAUUACCUUUGCUGAAUGCAUAUCUUGAUUCUUUGCAAUCAAAUUUCCGACAUGGGGCAAACUUUGCUGCUAGUCAAGCUACAAUUCAGCCCGUAAAUGGUCAGUUAUGUGAGGGUCAUUAUAGCCCCUUAUCUCUGGGUAUUCAGCUUUUGGAGUUUGAACAACUUAAAGUGCGCACUUAUGAGUUUUACAAUGAAGCCAAUAUCUCGCACACCAAAGGCAAAGGUGGUCUGCCAAGACCAAAAGACUUCUCAGAGGCCCUUUACACAAUAGAUUGUGGACAAAAUGAUCUUUAUUUUUUAGUUACAACAAUGACAGAGGACCAAGCCAAGGCAGCCAUCCCUAAUAUAACUAAUCAGUUUGUUCAAGUCAUUGAGAAGCUGUACCAAGAAGGAGCACGGAAAUUUUGGAUUCAUAACACUGGUCCCAUCGGGUGCUUGCCAUAUAUGGUUAUGUACCAUUCUAAGGCUAAUGAAGUAGACGAAAUCGGUUGCAUUAAGUCUUACAAUGAGGUUGCUCAAGAAUUCAACAAGCAGCUUAAAUACAGAACUGACCAACUAAGUUGCGACCUUCAGGGUGUUGAGGUUACAUAUGUCGAUAUCUAUUCAGCAAAGUACACUCUAAUCAAAGAAGCAACCAACCAUGGGUUUGUUGAUCGUUUUGAGUAUUGUUGUGGGAAUGCUAAUUGCAAAUGUUGGGAGAAAUCUGAAACAAAUGUAAGUGCAUGCAGCAAUCCUUCACAAUACAUUAGCUGGGAUGGCUUACAUUAUACUGAAGCUGCAAACUAUUGGAUAGCAAGCCGCAUUGUGAAUGGCUCAUAUUCAGAUCCUCCCACUUCCCUCCUGAAUGCACGUUGACAUCCUUCUGCACUCCUUAAUUGUUAUCCACCAUGUUUUUCCUUGUUUAGUUAAGUGUUCUAUCUUGAAUUCUUCGUCUAUGAAUCCUGGCGGAGGCUUAUUAUAAAGCAAACGUGUAAUAAAUAUUGCUCUUCAUGUGCGUAUUUCCAGCACAGACCCCGUGAAAAAAUACUAGCAAUAAAUUGUUUUCACAUAGUUUAUUAUAA